This is a messenger RNA of Candida albicans SC5314, 183 nucleotides long. RefSeq lists its product as uncharacterized. The transcript has a single exon. The record is from RefSeq and is a predicted model, not a curated record. Lineage: Eukaryota; Fungi; Ascomycota; Pichiomycetes; Serinales; Debaryomycetaceae. The coding region runs from base 1 to 183 and encodes 60 amino acids.
AUGAAUGAGAGUUUUGAAAACCAAUACUUUAAUACCAGCAAGAUUUCUUUACGAGACAAUUAUCGACGACGCUUUCUACUUGGACACGAACUAUACAUUAGACUAUGUUUACUAGAUGACAUUUUCACAUAUGAAAUUUUGGAUAUUGGUACUGUUGCUGAUAUGUACGUUUUUCUGUGUUGA